UCUCUGUGCAAUUAUCUUCACCGAAAGUCAAAUCGAAUCAUCGCCGGAGCUUCACUUCCUCACAAUGCACAACGCCGACUACUCCUCCGCCACUUACUACCACCAACAGCACUUCCAACCAUCCCCCAAUCCAAACCCUAACCCCACCGAUCCUCUUCACCCCGCCCCACCCCCACCCUCGCCCUACGCCUCCGCCCCGCCCUUCUCCGCCAACACUUACACCCCUCCUCCGCCGCCUCCCUCCACCGACUACUCACCCUACCACCACAAUUACCCUUCCCUGCCCCUAACUCCAGAUCCUCUCCCCGCCGCCACAGCCUAUUCGCAGCCUCAAUCGCAUUACUCCUUCCCUCAAUUCGAAGCCCACGCCUCCUACCGGCCGCCUCCCCACUCCCAGACGCCCUCCUACUACGAUCACCCCGCGCCGAAUUAUGCAUCGAACCCGAAUCACAAUCCCGUUUCCCCCAAUUCGGGUUAUCCGUCGAUUCACCCGCCACCUGCUCAAUACUCUCAGCCGAAUUCCAAUCUCUACGAAUCUCAGUAUGAUAAUCACGAUGUGAAUUUGAGCCGGAGCAGGUUGGAUUUGGGAACCGAAAUGUAUGGCAAGCGACCUGAGAGUGGGUAUGGGAGUGAUAGCCCCUAUGGGAAUACUGAAGGGGUUUAUGCCUACAGGGGGAGGAAUGAACCUUAUGGAGCUAGGGGGACCACUCCGAAUUCUUCAACCUGGUCCGGCUUUGAUGAUUUCGGGAGGCCCAUUGGGCACUCAUCUCCUUCGUCAUCAGAGAAAGAGCGGCCGAAAAGUUCGUCAUUGAAGGUUGUGAGAGCUGUGCCGAAGGCUGAUGUCCACCAGGACCCGAAGAGUUCGGUUCAGAAGUUCAGGGUGAAGCUGUUGGCAGAAAGUGGUGGGCAGAGCACCAUGGAUGUACUUUGCCAGAUUGGCUUAGAUGGAAUCCGUAUGCUGGACCCAAGUACCAACCGCACAUUGAGGAUCUAUCUUCUUGACACAAUAACCAGAUGUGAAGCUAUUGAAUCAGCGAUAUUUGCUUUCUGGUCAAAAAGUUCUGUUGACUUUGAAGCUAGGCGUAUUAGAUUGAAAUCUAACAGUUAUACCACAACAACCAUUUUGGAUACAGUUACUGCUGCGAUUGCACAGUAUAAGGAGAUGAGUGGAAGAACCCGUCCAACUGAGUAUCCAAAGAUUGCUGAACAACCUGCUGAGAAGAAGAAAGGUUUUGCUGAUUUUAUCAAUAAGAUCAAACCUGUCAAUGAGGAGAAAGAUCACUGGGUUCCUGAUGAAGCGACAUCAAAAUGCACAUCCUGUGGAACAGACUUUGGUGCUUUUGUCCGGAGGCAUCAUUGCAGGAACUGUGGAGAUAUAUUUUGUGACAAGUGCACUCAGGGUAGAACUGCUCUGAAUUCUGACGAGAAUGCUCCUGUUGUUAGAGUUUGUGAUCGAUGCUUGGCGGAAGUUUCUCGGAGAUUGAACAGUGCUAAGGAAGGUGCCAGCAGAUCAACCAUCGUUCAAAAUCAUGAGGAUCUUGCCAAGAAACUUCAGGAGGAGAUGGAGAGAAGUUGCAAAGUUUCAUCAGGCUCGAGAUCAGGUGGUUCUGGAAGACGGAUGAAAGAGGUUGCCUGCCCAACGUGUACAGUCCAUUUGCAGGUUCAAGUGCCAAGUUCUGGUUCAGAGACGAUUGAGUGUGGGGUUUGCCAACAUCCUUUUUUGGUUACUGGCAAUUAAACCAUAUCUUAUUGGUAUAUUUGAUUCUCGGUGUAUGUCUCGGUCUCGGUCGAGUAUUCUACUGAAGUUUGGGUUUUAAUGUUUGUUCUUUUGGUAUAUUAGUUAUUUUGUGAUGUGAAUUAAGCAGGCUUUGCUUUGUUUACCUGUAUUCAGUGUGUUCAUAUUCUGGUGUGCAGCUCUUCUGUUGUCAUAUUUACUUAAUUGACUUAAAAAUGUAAAUUAAGUUCGAAUCACUAGGAGAAUUUAUAUGUUUGAUGUGA
Salvia splendens (bonfire salvia) is the source of this 1998-nucleotide messenger RNA. Its product is annotated as protein FREE1. Gene Ontology annotation, biological process: multivesicular body assembly; intralumenal vesicle formation. The transcript has 10 exons. Gene Ontology annotation, cellular component: late endosome membrane; ESCRT I complex. The coding region runs from base 65 to 1738 and encodes 557 amino acids. The record is from RefSeq and is a predicted model, not a curated record. Gene Ontology annotation, molecular function: ubiquitin binding; metal ion binding. Lineage: Eukaryota; Viridiplantae; Streptophyta; Magnoliopsida; Lamiales; Lamiaceae.